GAAGUUCCUGACGGUCCAUCACUGUCCCAAACAAAAGAAAAACUCUCAAACCACUCUCACAUGGAGAAGUACACAUCCAUCUUUUGUACACUCAAGGCUAGCAUCUUCCUACUGCUGUUAGCCAUUGCCAUCACAUGUUCCAGCUCAGCUCGGAUUCUGGAUGAGGAUCUGCCACCGGAGGCCCCAGUCACCACACCCGAUUUGUCGAAUCCGGUUGUGCCACCUGUCACUGAUACCACAGCUCCACCGGUUGUUGCUACAGUGGCCCCCACACAACCAAAUGUUAGUGGGACUACUACUACUACUAGUACUGCAAAUGUAGCCAAUGGUGAGCCCCACCACCCAUUGACCUUCUUCAUGCACGACGUGCUAGGUGGGUCACACCCCUCAGCUCGACUCGUGACGGGGAUCAUCGCAACCUCAUCUGUCAACAGUCAACUCCCCUUCGCCAAAAACAACGGCGGUGUCCUCCCAAUCAAUGGUGGCGUACCACUCCUCAACGGCAAUAAUGGCAUUAUCAACAAUAACAACAACAUUCCAUUCCUGACUGGCCUCGGCGGCCAGACGACGACGUCCAUCAAUGGUAACAACGUUAACAGUGGCAACACCCUUCCGUUUGUAAUGGCGGGCCAGCUCCCGGUGGGGUCCACCCUUCAGAAGCUUAUGUUCGGGACCAUAACGGUGAUCGACGAUGAGCUGACCGAAGGACACGAGCUGGGGUCGGCCAUGAUCGGUAAGGCGCAAGGGUUCUAUGUAGCCAGCUCAGAAGAUGGCACCAGCCAGACCGUGGCGUUCACCGCCUUGUUUGACGAUGACCAUUACACCGAUAGCCUUAGCUUCUUCGGGGUCCACCGCAUCGUGUCAGCCGAAUCACAAGUGGCCAUUGUGGGUGGAACAGGGAAGUAUGCAAAUGCUAAGGGAUAUGCUGCAAUCCAGACACUUCAUCCGGUGGACCAGCAUACAACUGAUGGUGUGGAGACUCUCCUGCAGUUCACAGUCUAUCUUUCUUACUAGUUGGAUAUCAAGGUGGUUUGGUCAUGUAUCUAUAGGAACUUUGGCUUAUAGCCUUCUUUCAAGUAUUUUAUGAUUUGGGUGUAAGGAAA
Messenger RNA from Magnolia sinica, 1103 nucleotides. RefSeq names its product dirigent protein 9-like. The coding region runs from base 61 to 1014 and encodes 317 amino acids. NCBI's taxonomy places the organism in Eukaryota, Viridiplantae, Streptophyta, Magnoliopsida, Magnoliales, Magnoliaceae. The transcript has a single exon. The record is from RefSeq and is a predicted model, not a curated record.